AUGUCUCAGACCAAGGAACUCACCCUCGCCGAGAUCGCCGGCCACAACACCAAGAAGGAUCUCUACAUGACCGUCCACGACAAGGUUUACGACGUCUCUGCCUUUGUUGACGAGCACCCCGGUGGUGAGGAAGUCCUCCUCGACGUCGCUGGCCAGGAUGCCACCGAGGCCUUCGAGGAUGUCGGCCACAGCGACGAGGCCCGUGAGAUCCUCGACGGCAUGUUCGUCGGUAACGUCAAGCGCCUGCCCGGUGACCCCGAGCCCCGCGCUCACACCCCCGCUCCCUCUGCCUCCUCCGGCUCCGGAACCGCGGGCAUCGGCGUCGGUCUGUACGCCUUCUUCCUGAUUGGCGGUGUCAUCAGCUACGUCGCCUACAACUACAUCCAGCAGCAGCAGGGCGCCGCGCAGUAA
Molecule: messenger RNA, 411 nt
Organism: Aspergillus campestris IBT 28561
Lineage: Eukaryota; Fungi; Ascomycota; Eurotiomycetes; Eurotiales; Aspergillaceae
Product: cytochrome b5-like heme/steroid binding domain-containing protein
Exons: 3
Coding region: 1-411 (136 amino acids)
Biological process (GO): sterol biosynthetic process
Cellular component (GO): intracellular membrane-bounded organelle; endoplasmic reticulum membrane
Molecular function (GO): heme binding
Source: RefSeq, a predicted model, not a curated record